Molecule: messenger RNA, 2651 nt
Organism: Pelmatolapia mariae (spotted tilapia)
Lineage: Eukaryota; Metazoa; Chordata; Actinopteri; Cichliformes; Cichlidae
Product: carboxyl-terminal PDZ ligand of neuronal nitric oxide synthase protein-like
Exons: 10
Coding region: 354-1913 (519 amino acids)
Molecular function (GO): nitric-oxide synthase binding
Source: RefSeq, a predicted model, not a curated record
AAUUCUGAGGGAACCUGAAGAAGAAAACGAUCCAGUGUUGAGAUCCGUGCGUCACCGGGUCCCCGGCGGUGGCGACGCGCACUGCUCCUCAGUCGUGCUUCGGUUCAACCCGGCUUUUAAAAAAAACGGGCCAGUGAGACCGCUCACCGAUCGCGGAUUAACGCAUUAAUUGAGCCCAUCAACCAAUCGUUCGGUCGCGACCGUGGUGCCUCGCCCGCCGCAUGACCUCCGGAGUGACGCGUCUCUCCGAUGAGAGGGCGGAGGGAAGAGCGCCGGAGGAGAUGCGCAUAUCUGCAGGUCUCUAGCGCUGUCGUAAAACAAGUGUCGGGAGCAAGUGAGCUAAAAUUAAAGCGAUGCCAGGAGUAACCAAGUACAAUUUAGUGGAUGACGCGCAAGAUUUGAGGAUCCCCAUGCACAACGAGGAGGUGUUUAAGCAUGGGGUGUGCUUCGAGGCAAAGUACAUAGGCAGUUUGGAGGUGGGCCGCCCCGGGAGCCGAAUGGAGAUAGUUGCAGCAAUGAGGAGAAUCAGAUAUGAAUUCAAAUUGAAGAACAUAAAGAAAAAGAAGGUCAACAUUGUCGUAUCUACUGACUUCGUCAAAGUGAUUUUGCGCAAAAAGAGGAAGAGAAAAGGGUGGUCGUGGGACGACAACACCAUCUUGGUGACACAGGAUCCUAUCUACAGGAUCUUUUACGUCUCACAUGAUGCUCAAGACUUAAAGAUAUUCAGUUAUAUAGCCAGAGACGGACAGAGCAACAUUUUCCGCUGCAAUGUGUUUAAGUCUAAGAGAAAGUCUCAGGCCAUGAGGAUUGUGCGGACAGUGGGUCAGGCGUUUGAUGUGUGUCACCAGCUGACCCUGCAACAGAAAGAUGACGAGCAGGAGGAUGAGGAGGGGAAGGCGGAGGAGCUGCAGGCGGUGCCAGCAAAGAAGAGGUUUGCAUUGUCAGAGGAGACAGACCUUGAAGCCACUACAGAGGAGAGCAUUGAGUGCGUCUCCUCAUCAGACCCGGAGAAGAGUAAAAAGGACGAGGCUCUUGGUAAUGAUGGAAAGGUAUCUGAUGACCCGUCUCUUCUGCUGAGCUCGCCCAUCCUUGGAGCCUCUGUGCUGGCUCAUGCUGCAGCAGGGGGAUCCUGCUCUGCAGAGCACCAGGUCCACUUCCUUCAGAAACAACUGCAGCAGCAGGAACAACAAGCACUAGCUGCUUCAGCGCAGGUAAAUGUUUUGCAGGAACAGCUGUCGGUGGAGGUGUGUGCUCGGACUGAAGCCCAGGUCAGAGUGCAGAGGCUGCUGCAGCAGAACACAGACCUGCUGCAGCACAUUUCCCUGUUGGUCAAACAGAUCCAGGAGCUGGAGCUCAAAGCUGCGGGCCAGUUAACAUCCAUGGGUUCCCAGGACAGUCUUCUGGAGAUCACAUUUCGUGCAAAGCCUCCCGGCGUUCCUCAUGAACCCCCCACCCCUUCCUCAUCUACAGGCCUGUUAGCAGCUCAGUCCCAGCUUCAGAUUAGCAAUAGUGCCUGGGUCUCUGUCCUGCCCGGGUCCUGCUCUCCAGGCACCAUGGGCGCUGACACCAUCCCCUCGGGGCUUAGCAGCAGCGGAGUUAGGCUUGAGUGCUUCCGCUUUACUUCCCAAGGAGCAGACAGCCAGGAACAGGGACAGGACACAGGGGAGACUCCCAGCGACGGGGCCCCCGAUGAAAGCUCGCUGCUGGGGGAGCAGGUCCUGGGAGCCCUGGAGUUGCUUCGUUUCAGGGAAUCUGGGAUUGGGUCAGAGUACGAGUCAAACACAGAUGAAAGCGAUGACCGGGACAGCUGGGGUCAGGGGGAGGGAGCGGGGGCCGACGGAGGAGCCCGACUUUUAAAUGUGCUGAAUGCAGAGAGUCUGCCAGACUGCUUGGGAGAUGAAAUGGCUGUUUAGUGGUGCUGUGAAAGCUGCACUAGGCAACUUUGAAUCUAUGUAAAAGCCCAAUGGGAAAUAAGUAAAAUUCAGAAUCUGAAAUUAUCUGUAUAACGUGACAGAAAACUGCAUAAUCUGCAGGUAUAAAUUACUUGUCGCGCUCACUCACCGCUGUCCUGGCAAAAGUUUGACAUUUUUUGCCCUUUUGGUUUGCACAGCUUAAGAAAAUGUCCGUCUAUAUCCGUGCUGUACCUCGUAAAAUUAAAUACUCAGAUGCGCUAAGUGUUUUUAAAGUGAUACAUUUCAAUCUUAAAUUGUAGGAUAACUUGAUUAUACCAUUAAUUCAUACCUCAAACGUAUUAUUAUGCUAGGAAGCCAAUAUUCAGUGGCAAGUGCUAACACUGCAGCAGUCAGUGAUGGGGUCAUUACACAAAACAGUACCACAUGCAUUUUUUUAGAAACGAAUGCAUUACAUUGCUUAUUUACUCCCCGAAGAAGUGAAUCCAUUACACUAUUCAUUACAUUAUUUUUGUGUUACUCUUUCAUAUCAGACUGGGUACAAGGAUCUUCACUGGUAGCUCUGUGGAUUGUUAUUUCUUGCUAUUAUGUAGUUAAUAUGUCACACUUCUGCAACACAGAAAAAUGUAAUGCAUUACUUUAGAAUCCGUUACACCCAACUAGGGCAGUAAUAUAAUAAUAAUAAUAAUAAUAAUAAUAAUAAUAAUAAUAAUAAUAAUAAUAAUAGCAGAAACGUCUUAG